AUGCCCUCGUCUCCUCCUCCCAAUCCCGUAGGAACUCCUGAGGAUGAAGGAUUCAGCGAUGAGAUGGAGCCCGUUAGAGUUGCAAUCCGGGCACUGGUCCAGGCCAAUCACGACCUCGUGCAUCGCUUGCACCAACUCGAGACAUCUCAGAAUGAUCUCUGGGACCAUGCCAAGAGGGCGGAGGCUGUAAAUCAGCAACUGGACUCAUUCCUCCAGGAUGAGCUGCAAUGUCCCUGCUGUAACCGUAUCAUGUGGAUCCCAUAUCAAAUGCAGUGCGGUCAUAGUGCCUGUUUCCAUUGCUGCACAUCAUGGUACCAGCACCAGCACACGACGUUCGAGAGAGAUCAUCCAGGCUACAAUCCCAGAGCUCCCGUAUCACCCUCCUUCCUGUUUGACCCUCUGGCCACUAGCCGUCACGUGGAGCUCUGGGAAUUCGCCGCACUGGUGUUUCUUCUCCUUCAUCCACCAACGACCCGUCCUCAGUAUACGUGUCCGUGUUGCCCAAGGGAGCUGACCAUCCCUCCCAUCGAGAAUCGUCCUCUCAGGAACAUUGUCUAUGCCUGGGCACAACAUCGAGGGCUGCGCACACCUCCGCCUGUUCUCCGGAGUGACUGGGGCAUACCCCUCAACCACCUGACUUUGGUGCCUGGCUGGUCCUCCCUGUCUAGCCGACUGUGUCAGGCAUUGAAUCGAGAGAAGGAGACCGUGCACCGUUAUCAGGAGGAUGCUGAUUUUCUCUGGGGUGAACUUCAUCGAGCGAGCGAGCACAUCGCUUCUCUCGAGUGGCGUCUGACGAUGCAGAUUGCCUAUACACGAGCACUCACCCGUCGACGCAGGAAUGCUGCUUGCCAUGCGGGUCGCACAGAAGAGGAAUUAAGGCACAUCGAGGAACAGCGCACCUGUGAUGAAGGCAUGUUCGAUGCGCAAUGGGAGGAAAACCGUGCGUUGAGGUUUCGUCUGGCAAGGCUGGAAUUGCGCGAGGUCCUGUCCGGCACUGCUGAGGACAAUAAUCGCCAGGGUCAAACAUGGGAGGAGUCACUCACCUGUGAGUUCUGUUACGGUACUCUCUGCUGCACGCUUGCGUUACGAGAGUGUGGUCAUAGCUUUUGUGUGCCUUGUCUAUGGGUGUGGUUCAAGAGAGAAUUGUCAUCGCACCCCGACAUUCUCAGGCAACCUACUUGUCCUGAAUGUCAUGUGAAGGUGCUCUACCACCCAACGAUAGACUAUCGCCUGCAAAACGUUGCUUCUCAGCUCUCUCGGGUUUUCCCUCAGAGUGAUUGUGAGGGUGGUUUGGCUCACAAGUUAGGAUAUCGGGGGUCUACAAGCUGGGAUGACUUUGACGCACAGCUCCGCAAGCUGGUAGAAGACGGAGUAGAGCUGAGGUAG
Molecule: messenger RNA, 1386 nt
Organism: Desarmillaria tabescens
Lineage: Eukaryota; Fungi; Basidiomycota; Agaricomycetes; Agaricales; Physalacriaceae
Exons: 8
Coding region: 1-1386 (461 amino acids)
Biological process (GO): negative regulation of gene expression via chromosomal CpG island methylation; protein ubiquitination
Molecular function (GO): ubiquitin protein ligase activity
Source: RefSeq, a predicted model, not a curated record